Molecule: messenger RNA, 678 nt
Organism: Penicillium paradoxum
Lineage: Eukaryota; Fungi; Ascomycota; Eurotiomycetes; Eurotiales; Aspergillaceae
Product: PMF1/NNF1 family protein
Exons: 2
Coding region: 1-678 (225 amino acids)
Biological process (GO): chromosome segregation
Cellular component (GO): MIS12/MIND type complex
Source: RefSeq, a predicted model, not a curated record
AUGGCCGAACCCAAUUCCCAUCAACCGCCUGCCGCGUCGCUGUCCCCUCCCCCGCCAGCUCCAAACCCUCUAACCCCCGGUCCGCGCGCCUCACGGUUGAAUCAAGUCUUCGACCAGGCGCUAGCGCGUACAUUGCGAGCAAACUCAUAUGCAAAUUUUGCGGGCUGUUUCCCCACCCCUGCGCGCCAUGUUCCUGCUAGUUUGGAGGGUGUCUGGCGACAGUUGAACGCGAAACUGGAAGCGAAUGCGAAGGCCGAGUUUGAUGAUAUUAUCGCGGAACGGGAUGCUGUACCGCAUUUGAAUGAGCUUGACCGACUGGUCAACGAUGCGAGGACUAGGAGGGACCAGGAUGAGGAGAAUGCUGAAGGGGAAGAGAAACCAGUCCCACACACACUAGGCGCCGAAGACCUAUACAACGCGCAUCUUACGCCCUAUUUGCAGGAAGCGCAGUCGACCCUUAAUGCCAGACUCGAGGCUACUCAUGCGGAAAACGCGGAGCUUGCGCAGACCGUGCAAGCCCAGAGACUGGAAAUUGAGCAGCUGUUGUCGCAUCUUGGAUUGGUGGUUUCAGAUAUUGAGGGUGCUGCUACGGCGGCCACGCAAUUCAGCAAACAACACCACAUUCGUCAAGAUGCGAUUCAGAUGGAUGAGGAAGUGAGAGCCCGUCCGGGUCUGUGA